GCACACAGGCAAGACGAUGAGCAACACUUACUGGAGCGCGCGCACACACACACUCAUACUUAUACUCAUACUUAUACUCAUAGGGCGUUAGAUGACACGGUGUUAAUGUAGUUUGUUAAGAGUUCCGCUCAGCGAACAUGCUGGAUCAGACUGAAGAAGCGCUGAAGUGCUGGAACAGCUGAAGUGGAGGAAGUAGGAGCUGUCCUCCUGUUCACCGUCUGGAGAAGCUGGAAGUUUUAACACGACAGCUGGAUGGAGGGAGAAGGAGGGUGUGAAGGAAAUCCCAGUGCUGAUGCGUCUGGGUCACUUCCCCCUCAGAGAGAAAAACACACGCCUGGAAGCGGAGAGUGUUGCAGUGUGGUAGAGAGCCCAGAGACGACACACACAGACACAAUGGGUCUGUCCACAGGUGAACAGGAGAAGGACGGUACCCCGGUGGAUGCCCCACAACCGGACUGCAUGACUAUGGGCCUCAAGCCCAUUGAACCUCUCUCUGGAACCAAGCUGUGUGGUUAUCUCCACAAGCAGGGCGGCCCGCUCCGAGCCUGGAAGUACCGCUGGUUCACGUACGAUGAGAAGAAGUGCCAGCUCUUCUACUAUCGCAUGGCACAGGAUGUGAACCCGCUGGGCAAAGUGGAGCUGUGCAAUGCCACGUUCAGCUACCCACUGCAGGGAGAGGAGGGCACCUUUCAUAUACAGACACCAGAGCGCACAUUCAUACUAAAGGCUGCAACCUGGGAUCUUAAGAUGUACUGGCUGCAGCAGCUACAGCUGAGAAGAUGGCAGCACAGAGACCAGCUGAGUUCUGACUGCUCCAGAUCCACCUCAGAGACCCUCACCCAGGAUGGACAGCAGCUCUUAGAUACCUGCCCUGCAAACUUCCUGCCUACAGUGAAGAUUCCCUCAGGUUUGGUGGGAGAAGAAGCUGCCAGUGUGCCUGUGCAAGCCAACCCUCUCAACGUCUCCAUCAAACACCCGCUAAUCGAGCUUCAUAACACGAUGUGCAGCUUGCUUGUUCGCCGCCCAUCUCAGGAACGCCGGAGUAUAUUUUGGUUGAAUUCUUCUCUCACUGAUACCUCCAAGACAGACACCUCCAAUACCUCCUCAGCCAACAUACCCACCAUUGCCGUUUCUCCUGCCCCAUUGUCUCCUCAAAGUGAAGUCCAGCCUCCAAAGGUGGACUAUGAGAAGCCCAGUGAUGACCCACAGGUUCCUUGUUCCUCUUUCUCUUUGCCCAAUGGGAAAAAGAAGAAAUGCAACUCAGCCACCUUGCCCAUUGACCGCAAGGAGGCAAACGCCCUUGAACGCACCUCCCGACUCCAGCAGGAGAAACUGACUCUGGCUGAGGAAGUCAAAGCCCAGAAGGAGUUGGUGUGGUUGUUGCACAAAGCCCUGGAGUCAGCUCAGCUGGAGAAGCGUGCGUGUGCUGAGUUUCUGGCGGCUGAGGGCGAACAGGAGCGUCUGGAGCUGCUGCGGCACGGCGAGCGCUGCGCUGCUGACCUGCGGUAUCAAGUGGAGCGGCUAAAGCGUGAGAAUGAGGCCUUGCAGAGGAGUCUGAGCGAACGGGACGCACAUGUAAUUGAGCUGCAGAGCAACAUAAAGCUCCUCAUGGAAAAGAACCAGGCCAAGCAGCAGGUCAUUGUCAAGCUCUCUGAUGAACUGACAGAAUGUAUAGCUGACCCACAGCGCAGCAUUUCCUCAGCAAGCAUCAGCAAGCAAACGUUUAGACAGAUGUCUCAGGAGCUGGACAGCCUCAAGGAUGAUAUAGAAGCUUAUAAGACCCAGAACAAGUUCCUAAACUCUGAGAUCUAUCAGCUGACUAAGCUGUGGAGGAACAGUUCAGAACAGGAGAAAAGUCUUAUGGUGAAGUGUGCCUAUCUGGAGGCCAGCAACUGCCAGAUGGAAAGCCGGUACCUGGGGGUCCUGCGAAAAUUACAGGACACGAAAUUGCUGAAUGCUCAGCAGAGAGACACUGUGAGGACGCUAAUAGAGGACGCACUGCAAGAAAACAUUAAAGAUGUUAUAAAGCUCGACAGCGUAAGAGAAUUUGACGAGUAUGGCUUUAAGCUCAUCCCUGACUACGAGGUGGAGGACAUGAAGCUGCUGUCUAAGAUCCAGGCCCUGGAGAUCCGCUCCAACAACUUGCUCCAGCAGGAUAUUGGGGACAAGUCUCUGUUAGCCCGCUGGACACAGUACCUGGGAGGCCGCUCCCCCGAUGACCUCGCCUUAUCUCCAGAGCUGAAGGGUCUCCUGCGGUGGGGCAUCCCUCGUGAGUAUAGGCGCCGAGUGUGGAGCUGGAUGGUGCGGACCAGGACCAAGUCUGAUCGGGAGCGCCAUCCGGACCUCUUUCAGCAGCUGUGUGAAAAGAGCCUCACCACACCACACCCAGCAUCCAGACAGAUCCAGCUGGACCUACACCGCACACUGACCACCAACCAGCACUUCUCCUCCCCAUCUAGCCCAGCCCUGCAGCAGCUCCACCGGGUCCUGCUGGCGUUCGCCUGGCAGAACCCUGAAGUUGGCUACUGCCAGGGACUUAACAGGCUGGCUGCUCUUGCAUUGUUGGUGCUACAGAACGAAGAGGAUGCGUUCUGGUGCUUAGUGACCAUAGUGCAGUCCCUCAUGCCUCAAGACUACUACACCAAAACUCUCUUGGGCUCUCAGGCAGACCAGCGUGUGUUUAAGGACUUUAUGGCGGAGAAGUUGCCACGGCUGGUGGCCCAUCUAGAGGAGCACAAUGUAGACGUGUCCCUCAUCACCUUUAACUGGUUUUUGGUGGUGUUUGUGGAGAGUUUACCCAGUGAAAUCCUGCUUAAAGUUUGGGAUGCUUUCUUCUAUGAAGGCACUAAGGUGAUAUUCCGAUAUGCUCUUGCUCUUUUCAAAUACAAAGAAGAGGACAUCCUUAAGAUACAUGACAGCACAGAAAUCUACCAGUACCUCCGCUUCUUCACCAAAACUGUCACAGACAGCAGGAAGUUGAUGACCAUCGCCUUCACAGAGUUGAACCCGUUCCCAAUGAAGCUUCUUCGGAACCGGCGAGCUCUGCACCUGCAGCGUCUGCAAGCUGAGCUCAGCGAACUGGAAAAGCUGCAGAAAGAGUAUGCCUCAGAGAAAAGCCAGCGCAAAGACAAGGACCUGGACCUAAAUGCAAGCGAGGAUGAUGAGGAUGUAUGGAUAGUUUAAAGAGAGCUCAGGACAGGAAUACAAUGGCUGAAUAAGGUCACCCUAAGGUCUUAACACAUACUAUACAUAUCAGGACAUGAUUAGUUUCUCAGGGAGUCCUGGGGUAAUUUUCUCUUUUAUUGGGGGUCCUCUGUGAUUUAAUUCCCGUCUGGAACGACCAUGUAUGUGGUUUUCCUCAGACGUUUGAUGAGAAAAUUACAGGCUGAAUUACCUACUGUUUAUCGCUGAACUCCGUGGUCCUCCGGUAAUUUUAGUCCCGUCCGGAUCCACAUCUCUGAGUUUCGUCACCUCGCGUUUAAUGAAAUAGCUUUUUGUCCAUAAUUACACUUUGGGCGCAUGUUUCCACUGAGAUCCACGUAAACACAACAGCGAGUGGAACUGGAGGAGCUACUGAACACAAGGUCAUGUGACUGAGAAAGCUUAAAAACUCACCGGUCCUUCUGUUUUUCAUUUGCAGCCCAGAUGCAAGAGUUUUAUCACUGAGUGGAAGUGUGAAAUAUUUUUCACAGACAUUUCCAUGAGAAACUAAUCCUGUCUAGAUAGGGCUUUAGUAGUGCAGGUAUGCACCAGAGCACACUCACACCACAAAUUUGUACGGGACAGUACAGAUAUCAGGACAGUCCUUGUACAGCAGUGUUUCUUAAUCCUGCUGCUCACUGUGUAGCAUAACUGUUCCCUGCCUCAUGCUUCUCAUGACACUCAUGAAGAGCUUGGUGAUCAGUUGAUGAGCUGGAUUAGGUGUGUUGGAUUAGGGAAUGUUUGGAACUGGUUUGCGUAGUGGGUCCUCAGGAAUAGGAUUAAGAGAUAUUGUAAUUUACACACACAUAUAUAUGUAUCUGAGAGACACAGAGCUGGGCUAUUACUGGGAGAUGUGUGGGAUUCUCUCUUCUGAGUGAAUAUAUACUUGUAUACACACUGACAUGCCAAAAGUUAUGGGAAACUACUUAUUGCUUUCCAGGAAAGCCAAGUAAUGCUGCACUGACCUUGACCAGCUGGAUAUGUGUGUGGGGCCUCCUGCAUUUAAUGUGGAUGAAAUUUCUCUCAGAGUCACCUCCAUCUGUUUGUCUACUGCACUGUCCCCAGUGGGUGUUUAGGCUAUCUAUGACGUUUUUCCUGGUACACCUGUGUAACUGUUGAUCGAGGAAAUGCCUACACAACUUCGGCAAUGGAAUGUCCCAUCUACCUGUAACCCACUAUCAGGCCUUGCCAUGAGCACACUGGCCAGUAUUCAGCCUCACUCACAAAAUAUCAUUUGUAUAAUUUGUUUCUCUUUAUCUAGUUUAAAGACUAUUUAAUCUAAUUUCAGGUCACAUUUAUGAAAAGAAUAUGGCAAAAAGGUUCACAAACUUUCUAGAAGCCCACUUUUUAUACUACAGUGGUCGUCACAAAUGUAUCUCAGUUGAAAAUACUUUUUUUAUACUUUAGCACUUAAGCAAUACCUUGUUGUAAUAUAUUGGUUUGUAAUAAAGUUAUUUAUAGUAAAUAA
Messenger RNA from Astyanax mexicanus (Mexican tetra), 4669 nucleotides. RefSeq names its product TBC1 domain family, member 2 (gene tbc1d2). The record is from RefSeq and is a predicted model, not a curated record. NCBI's taxonomy places the organism in Eukaryota, Metazoa, Chordata, Actinopteri, Characiformes, Acestrorhamphidae. The coding region runs from base 253 to 3183 and encodes 976 amino acids. The transcript is spliced from 14 exons.